AUGGGAUGCCAGCCUUCGAAAGCUAGUUACAAGAUCGUCGUCAAAACUGGUGACCAUAAAGGAGCAGGGAGCGAUUCGAAUGUCCAUAUUAUUCUUGUAAACACACAUGGGAAUCAAUCUCGCAUUAUCCCUCUUGAUUGCAUUUGGCGUAACGAUUUCGAAAGAGGUAGCAAGGAUACAUUUCCAGUCAGUGGUCUUGAAAAUUUUGGAGAUAUCGCUGAUAUUCAAUUAUGGCGCACCGGAAUUAUUUGUGAUGCGUGGUAUAUCGAAUGGAUAAAAGUGCACAAUCUUUACAACGGAAAGUGCUUCAUGUUUCCAAUAUGUCGUUGGAUGGCUUCAGAUAGGUUAAUGCAAUUUCAGGAAUAUGAUUGUGUGCUGCCACAAUUCUCGAAAUUCCCUCAACAGCGAAAGAUGGAACUCGAGGAAAAGAAAAAGGAGUAUGCGUUUGCUCCGAAAAUUGAAGGGUUGCCAUGCGAG
Anneissia japonica is the source of this 477-nucleotide messenger RNA. Its product is annotated as arachidonate 5-lipoxygenase-like. The transcript has a single exon. The record is from RefSeq and is a predicted model, not a curated record. Gene Ontology annotation, molecular function: protein binding. The annotation marks the transcript as partial. Lineage: Eukaryota; Metazoa; Echinodermata; Crinoidea; Comatulida; Comatulidae.